AUGAACAACACAGACUCUUCCAAUAUUACGAGCUGCUUGGGCUUGCGUGACCCCACUGUGACCAGAGUGGUCUUCCCUCUCUUGUACUCCAUUGUCUUCAUUGGAGGAUUCCUGCUGAACGUAUUGGCUGCCUGGAUCUUCUGCCACGUUCCAAAUAAGUCCAGCUUUGUGAUAUACCUCAAGAACACUGUGGCAGCUGACCUUUUGUUGGUAGUUACACUUCCGUUUAAAAUCCUCUCCGGGUCAUCUCUCGGGAUCUGGCAGUUAGAAGCCUUUGUGUGUCGCUGCUCUGCUGUCGUGCUCUACAGCAGCAUGUACAUCAGCAUAAUAUUCCUUGGCCUGAUCAGCCUCGACCGGUACCUGAAGAUUGUGCAACCUCGGAAAACCCUCUUUAUGCACAAAGUUACAAUUGCCAAGGUGAUCAGUGUGGGAUGCUGGGUGUUCAUGGUGAGCUUUGCCCUGCCAAGUAUCGUUUUGACCAACAAGGUCCCCACAGCGCAAACUGCAGCAGCAUGCAUGAAGCUCAAAAGCAAGAUGGGGGUCUCUUGGCACCAAAUCAUAAUUAUCAAAUGCAAAGUUAUUUUCUGGAUUGUGUUUGUCCUUCUCACUCUGUGCUACUUAGCCAUCUUAAAGAAAAUAUAUUGGUCCGAACAAAAAUUCCAGAAGGAUUCUAGCACUGUGAAUAAGAAAGCUAACCGAAAGAUUUUCAGCAUCAUGGGCGUCUUCCUCAUCUGCUUUGUGCCGUACCAUGUUAUCAGGAUCCCGUACGACAACAGCCAAUUGACCAAGAGUGAUUGCACAACACGCAACAAACUGUUUUAUGCAAAGGAGGCCUCACUGACCCUCUGCGCAUUUAACGUUUGCCUCGAUCCAAUCAUCUAUUUCUUCCUGUGCAAGUCCUUCACCAAACUGCUGUGCAGAAAGUUGAAAAUGAAAAGAAGCCUGACCAUCAAAAUGAGUGAAGUGAGGAACAGACCACAGUCCAGUAACACCUCCAACCAAUUCCUUGACUUAGGAAUGGACGGUACCUUAAGGGAGACUCAAGAAUCACAUACACAUUAA
This is a messenger RNA of Pristis pectinata (smalltooth sawfish), 1062 nucleotides long. RefSeq names its product P2Y purinoceptor 14-like. The coding region runs from base 1 to 1062 and encodes 353 amino acids. Gene Ontology annotation, molecular function: G protein-coupled purinergic nucleotide receptor activity. The transcript has a single exon. Gene Ontology annotation, cellular component: membrane. Gene Ontology annotation, biological process: G protein-coupled receptor signaling pathway. The record is from RefSeq and is a predicted model, not a curated record. Lineage: Eukaryota; Metazoa; Chordata; Chondrichthyes; Rhinopristiformes; Pristidae.